Molecule: messenger RNA, 1236 nt
Organism: Euleptes europaea (tarantolino)
Lineage: Eukaryota; Metazoa; Chordata; Lepidosauria; Squamata; Sphaerodactylidae
Product: zinc finger protein 502-like
Exons: 7
Coding region: 1-1236 (411 amino acids)
Biological process (GO): regulation of transcription by RNA polymerase II
Cellular component (GO): nucleus
Molecular function (GO): DNA-binding transcription factor activity, RNA polymerase II-specific; RNA polymerase II cis-regulatory region sequence-specific DNA binding
Source: RefSeq, a predicted model, not a curated record
AUGACAUCUCCAAGAUGGCGCCGGCUCUUCAGUGAAGUCUGCCAGAGCAACCGCCGCCGAUUUCUCGGCGGCUAUCGCUCCCAUGGCAGUUCCACCACCGGCACCCGAGUCUGCAUACCCUCUUCCGCCGAGGGGUGCUACUUGCCGGUUCUUAACGGGGCUUUGCAGAUGUCCGGGAGAUGGGUUCACACAGGGGAGAAGCCAUAUAAAUGCUUGCAGUGUGGAAACAGCUUCUCUCAAAAUUGCAACCUAAUUACACAUCAAAGGGUUCACACAGGGGAGAAGCCAUAUAAAUGCUUGCAGUGUGGAAACAGCUUCUCUCAGAAUUGCAACCUAAUUGCACAUCAAAGGGUUCACACAGGGGAGAAGCCAUAUAAAUGCUUGGAGUGUGGAAAGAGCUUCUCUUGGAAGAGCCAUCUAACUUCACAUCAAAAGGUUCACACAGGGGAGAAGCCAUAUAAAUGCUUAGAUUGUGGAAUUAGCUUCUCUAGGAAUGACACACUAACUGUACAUCAAAGGGUUCAUACAGGGGAGAAGCCAUAUAAAUGUUUGGUUUGUGGCAAGAUAUUAUCUAGUAAAAGCAACCUAACUGUACAUCAAAGAAUUCACACAGGGGAGAAGCCAUAUAAAUGCUGGGAGUGUGGAACUAGUUUCUCUGAUAAUAGCAGCCUAAGUAAACAUCAAAAGGUUCACACAGGGGAGAAGCCAUAUAAAUGCCUGGAGUGUGGAAAGAGCUUCUCCAGGAAUAGCUCCCUAAAUUCACAUCAAAAGGUUCACACAGGGGAGAAGCCAUAUACAUGCCUGGAGUGUGGAAAGAGCUUCUCCAGGAAUAGCUACCUAACUUCACAUCAAAAGGUUCACACAGGGGAGAAGCCAUAUAAAUGCAGGGAGUGCGGAAAGAGUUUCUCUGUGAAUGGCAGCCUAAGCAAACAUCAAAGGGUUCACACAGGGGAGAAGCCAUAUAAAUGCAUGGAGUGUGGGAAUAGCUUCUCUAGGAAGGACCACCUAACUUCACAUCAAAAGGUUCACACAGGGGAGAAGACAUAUAAAUGUUUGGAGUGUGGAAAGAGCUUUUCCAGGAAUUACCACCUAACUACACAUCAAAAGGUUCACACAGGGGAGAAGCCAUAUAAAUGCAUGGAGUGUGGGAGGAGCUUCUCUAGGAAAGACUACCUAAAUAGACAUCAAAAGGUUCACAAAGGGACUCAAACAAAGAUAUGUAGCACCAUCUGGUGA